Messenger RNA from Papilio machaon (common yellow swallowtail), 1081 nucleotides. RefSeq lists its product as uncharacterized. The transcript is spliced from 5 exons. Gene Ontology annotation, biological process: recombinational repair. Lineage: Eukaryota; Metazoa; Arthropoda; Insecta; Lepidoptera; Papilionidae. The record is from RefSeq and is a predicted model, not a curated record. Bases 119 to 1075 code for a protein of 318 amino acids.
ACGUAAUUGAGCUAGGAUUAUAUUUUUUAGAAUUAAAAAUGCUCAGUGUGUAUUAACAUCUUCCUUUAAUUAUAUGUAAUAAAUUAGGAGUAAUUUACACACAAAGAACGAUUUUAAUAUGUUCGAAUCGGACGAUUUUGAUCAGGUUUUGUCUCAAUUGGAUAUUCCGGAUAUACCUACCAAGACAAGCAUAAACAACUUUUCUAACCUUAAUGUUAAUAUUUUACAAAAUAAUUCCACCGAAAUAAUUAGCCAAGGCAAUGCAGUACUAGAAUCAAAUUAUAAUAAUAAUAAAACGAUAAAUAACAAAGGAACUGAAUCUGAAGUUAACCUUAUACAAAAUAAUAAUAAUUUACUAUCACCUAAGCACUGCAAAAGAAAAAUUAUCAAUUCCCAUUUUGACUCUAACUGCAAAAGAAAGUUCCCAGGCCCUGCAGGCUUAUUGUCGGGAACUUUUAAAGAAUAUAAAGAUGAGAAUAUUGAUCAUAUUGAGUUACUUUCUCAGGAUAUAGAUUUUUCACAAAAUCCAUUACAUAGAGAGCUAUUUGAAUCAUCACUUUGGAAGAGAUUGUUAAAAGAUGUUAAUGAAUGGAAAUUAAAUUCUGUUGAGACAAUAAAAACAAUUCAACAGUUUGCACUCAAUGGAAACCUGAAAAGAAGAAAAGCACAAACAAUUACUGCAUUUGUUGAGUGUGUGGACAGAUCUGCUAUGGAUCCUUUAGUUACAUUGAGAGAUUUAACUGGAAAUAUAAAAUGUACACUACACAGAGAUGCUUGGUCAUAUUUUUCACCAUACAUUGUACCAGGGCACUCGGCUCUUGUGUUAUCUAAGCCUACAAUAUUAACAACCGGGGGUGCAUUCAAAAAGCAUUACUUGAAUAUAACAAUGAGCAAUAUAUUGGCUAUAUACAGCUCUGUACAUGACAAAGAUGAACAGAUGCCUGAUGGUUAUCAAAAGAUCUGUAAUGAAGACUGUACUAUCAUUAAAAUGGAAAAACAAAUCUCAGAUGAAACCCAAGUAUAUAGUAAUGAUUACAAUGACUUGGACAGUAUAUUUUCAGAUGAAACAUUUUAAUAAAUG